This is a messenger RNA of Vicia faba (fava bean), 522 nucleotides long. NCBI's taxonomy places the organism in Eukaryota, Viridiplantae, Streptophyta, Magnoliopsida, Fabales, Fabaceae. The record is from the annotation of a GenBank genome assembly.
AUGCUAUGCAUUUUGCCAAGCUUGAUGUUCAAAGAAAUAAAAUGUUUCCACGAUCCAUAUUAUCCUCCUCAUGUCAAGACUCUAUCAGUGAUUCCUAGUCAAAAAGAUGAUUCAAUGUCAAUUCAUUGCUUUUGCUUGCUUCUGUUGGUGAAAAUAAAAGACAGACUGAAGUGGGUUUAUCCGACGAGCAAGAGCUCGAACAUUUGCAGUCCGAGCGUCCCGACUGUGAUUACUGGGGAGGAAAUCGCAGCCAAACCAACAAUGCUUAAGCAAAUCAAUGAGAUUAAAGACUUCCUCCUCACAGCCCGGAGGGGAAGGGAUGCACAUUCUGUGAAAAUCAAGAGAAGCAAAGAUAUGUUCAAAUUCAAGCAAUCACUUCCUCCAGGGUUUCAAUAUUGUUGGAUUUGGUUGUACCACGUGUAUUGUAAUUCACGAGAUCUGGACGAAUCAGUUUCUUCCUGGCAUGAUUCAGGUUUUUCUUGGACACUCAGAUCUGAAAGCAUAAUCAAAUCUGAAUGGUGA